UUUAUACUCGAUGAAGAUAUGAUCACAUUAAACAUUAAUGCCCAGUAUAUGUCCUGGUAUUUCAUCUAACUACAUUUUUAAAUUUUUUCGUCUAUGUACACUCUACUUGUCAAAUAAUAUUAAACAACUAUAAUUGUUUUAUUGUAAUUGAACUACUGUGCACAAAAUAACAAAGAAAAUAACUAUGUUCACUUCUUUUGCUUUGUUUCUGAUCUCCCUACUAUACUGAAACGUACGAAACCGGGCUUUUAUCGGACUUUUCGUUUAAUGUUUUGCUAUAAAAACACGGCCACAGUAGAUGAGGUAGUGGUUGCACAACUUGUUUCCUGGGUUUCCCUUCCUCGUUUUAUUCUUGUAAUUACAGUAAUUACAAACCUUGUUAAGCACAGGUGACCAGUCGUUUCCGUCGUGAGCGAGGAUGCGCGGGCGGCACAGGCUGUAUAAAAGGCUGUCAGCUUCCCCCGACUUCCACCUGUUCGCCAUGGCGCCUCGCACAGCUCCCGUCCUGUCCCAGCUCGCGGCGCCUCUCGCCCUCCUCCUUCUCCUCCUGGUGCUCGUCCCUCUCCGCUCCUCGCUCGCCCUCGAACUGGGCUUCCCCUCGCUCACUUCGGACUUCCGGCCUCCUCUCGACGUGAAAGGGCGUCCGUCGGAGGGACGCGAGGCGCCGCGCCAGGGCCUGUGGUCCUACAUCCGACAUCGGCCUCAAACGAAGCGGCAGCUGGACGAGUUGAUCCCCGGCCUCCUUCGGCACUUCUCGGAGCAGGACGUGGAGGCCGCCUCCAGGUCCGAGUACAAGGCGGUGCCCUUCGCCAUCGUGCACACGUCCCAGAUGCUCCACCGCGGAAUCAACUGCACUGCGCUCGACUCCAACCUCCACGAGAACCACAUCAAACCCGAGCUUCAGCUGCGCCCCGACUGGAUCCACAUUUCCGAGCUCAUCGGAGACUGUCCCACCCACUACAUGGCCCGGAAGCUGCCGCCCAUGUACUCCCCGGCGGUGGUCAUGGAGGCCGUGUGCACGUGCGAGGGAUCCCAGUGCUCCAGGGACGGACACCAGUGCGUGUCGGUAACCCGCCACAUCCCCGUGUGGGUUCGUCGGGGACCCAACAUCCACGUGUUAGACGUGGAGGAACUGGCGGUGGCGUGCGCCUGCGUCAGGAGGCCCAGCGUCGGAGGGAACUUCAUCUUCAGCCCCGCCAUCCACAGCUAAGAACCGACCCCGGCCCGCAACACUCAGCCUUCGACCGACCGAAUUCUGUUGCCUUAAACAUCUUUCCAAAUCUUGAACUGCACUGAUAACGAAAUGUAUUUUCAUUACUUAGCUCAAGGACUUCAUUGAAGGAAAUAUAUAAACUUUUUUGUUAUUAUUAUGUAAACUUAAAAAAGCAUUUAACGACACUGUAUGUUCAUGUCAAUUAGAUCCAUAAUUCAUGCUUAAAUUUUUGAGAAUAUAAAAUAUCCCCAAACGG
Penaeus chinensis is the source of this 1469-nucleotide messenger RNA. RefSeq lists its product as uncharacterized. NCBI's taxonomy places the organism in Eukaryota, Metazoa, Arthropoda, Malacostraca, Decapoda, Penaeidae. The transcript has a single exon. Bases 419 to 1210 code for a protein of 263 amino acids. The record is from RefSeq and is a predicted model, not a curated record.